AGUACCGGAGACGUGCGGAGGGCGGUGGAGCAGAAGCCGGUGGUGGUGGUGGGGCGGCGGGGUUGCUGCAUGGUGCACGUGGCCCGGCGCCUACUCCUCGGGCAGGGUGCGAACCCGGCGGUGCUCGAGGUCGGCGACGACGCCGACCCGGCGGCCCUCGUCGCCGCGCUCCGGUCCAAAGACAUCAGUACUAGGGGCGUCGCGGACGUCGUCGUCGAUGCGUGCGGCGCGGCGGCGAUGGCGCGCCACGCCCACGCGGCGUUCCCGGCGGUGUUCAUCGGCGGCAGGCUGGUGGGCGGGCUGGACCGGCUCAUGUCCAUGCACAUCGCCGGCGAGCUCGUGCCGGUCCUGAAGCAGGCAGGAGCCCUGUGGCUCUGA
This is a messenger RNA of Lolium rigidum, 378 nucleotides long. RefSeq names its product monothiol glutaredoxin-S3-like. Lineage: Eukaryota; Viridiplantae; Streptophyta; Magnoliopsida; Poales; Poaceae. Bases 70 to 378 code for a protein of 102 amino acids. The record is from RefSeq and is a predicted model, not a curated record. The transcript has a single exon.